This is a messenger RNA of Sorghum bicolor (sorghum), 956 nucleotides long. RefSeq lists its product as uncharacterized. The coding region runs from base 58 to 456 and encodes 132 amino acids. The transcript has a single exon. The record is from RefSeq and is a predicted model, not a curated record. Lineage: Eukaryota; Viridiplantae; Streptophyta; Magnoliopsida; Poales; Poaceae.
AAAAAGAAUCAUGCUCAGUCUCCUCUCCCUUCUCCGUCUCUCCCCCAUUCGUCCGCCAUGGCAUCCUUCAUCGCGUUCACCGUUUUCUUCGGCUUCAACGCCGUCCUCUGCUGCCUCCAACUCCCCACCAUGACCACGACCACGGCCCAGGCUUCGCAGCAGUCGCAGAGUGGCCUCGCGCUCGUGCUGCGCCUGGCCGCGGCCGCUCUCGUCCCGGCGGUCCUGGCCACGCUCACGCUCACUCCGCUGCUCACGUUCGCGCACGUUAUGGAGCUCGCCCGUGCCAAGGCGGCGGGCAACGGCGGUGCCGCGGCACGUCUCGUCGUGGCGGGGCUUGCCAGGGCGACCCUCCUCGCGGCGACGGCGGCUCUCCUCGCGGGCGCCGUGGUGCAGCUCGGCGCCGACGGCCACCUCGAUCGCGGGCGCGGCGACGUCGCGCGCCUCAACAUCAAGUGAAGUAAGAACCGAUCCCCCCUUCUCCCGACUAGAAAAAAGCAACCUGGACCAAGUGGGGUUGCAGGCUUGGCUUGCGGCGGCACGGCACGGCACGCCGUGGUGCUGCUGCCGGACUCGCAGCCAGGCCGGCCAGGCAUGUGGAUCUCGCAGGCGGCAGGUCCGAUGCUGCUCUGUUUGUUGCAGCUCAGCGCGCGCGCCUGAGUGUCUGAAGAAGGGGACGGGUUCUUGGAUGUAUCUAUGAUAAAAAUGUUUGAUGCUCCCGUGCAAGUAAAAAGAGGAUACUCUCUACGUACUAGUACUUCAUUUGAUCCUCGAUGAUUGUUGCCGUACUACUGCUUUUCGUUUGUGGGGAACACUAGUAAUUUGUAUUUAUAUUUGUAUUUGUAUUUGUAUUUGUAUUUGUAUGAUCCAAGGAUCUCUUGGACGCUCUUGUAAAAUACUACAGUACAGUAUUUCAGUUAUGUUCUUGUAUGCUACAGAUGCUAUUUGUGAUUUGGAUU